Cryptotermes secundus is the source of this 1264-nucleotide messenger RNA. Its product is annotated as probable cytochrome P450 301a1, mitochondrial. NCBI's taxonomy places the organism in Eukaryota, Metazoa, Arthropoda, Insecta, Blattodea, Kalotermitidae. The transcript has 7 exons. The coding region runs from base 11 to 1096 and encodes 361 amino acids. The record is from RefSeq and is a predicted model, not a curated record. Gene Ontology annotation, molecular function: oxidoreductase activity, acting on paired donors, with incorporation or reduction of molecular oxygen; monooxygenase activity; iron ion binding.
UGUGUGCGGGAUGCUACGUCAAGGCGUUUGUGGGAGUAGGUCGCUCGUCGUUAGAAGCCAAAACGCAGCGUUGCCCAAUAUCAGCGCUCGUACGCUCAAGAGAUGCAACAGCACUAUGGUUGCCACACAGGCCAGGCCGGAGGAGUGGGAUUACGCCAAGCCAUUUGAAGACAUGCCAGGACCAAAGCCGUUGCCUAUCAUAGGGAAUACCUGGAGAUUUAUCCCACAUAUUGGUGAUCUUUAUCGACUAAGGGAAGAAAGCUACCACAGAGACCUCUACGAAAAGUAUGGGAAAAUCAUGAAAAUCACUGGAAUCCCAGGGGUUAAAAAUAUAGUGAUAGUCUUCGAUCCUGACGACAUUGAAAAGGUGUUCAGGAACGAAGGUCCGUGGCCGAUCAGGGAAACAGCAAAAAGUAUAACAUAUUAUCGUUUGUUUACAAGAAAAGAUAUCUUCCAAGGCGUUGGAGGAGUGAUUGUAACUCAAGGUGAAACGUGGCAGAAGUUCAGAUCGAAAGUGAAUCACACAAUGAUGCAGCCGAAGUCAACUAAACUUUAUGUGGCGCCCAUCGAUUCCGUUGCCAACGAUUUCUUGAAGAGAAUCAGACUGAUAAGAGACGAAAACUUGGAAAUGCCUGAUGAUUUCGCCAACGAACUCUGCAAAUGGGGAUUCGAGUCCAUUGUGUAUAUUGCUCUGGACACGCGCCUGGGCUGCCUGGAUGCAGAUCUUGCACCGGACUCAGAGCCUCAAAAGAUGAUAAACUAUACACAAGUACAGUUCGAAUGUGUGCACAAAUUGGAGACUAAGUUCCCGGUGUGGAAAUACGUGAGCACACCAACAUGGCGGAAAUUUGUGAAAGCCUCAGAUGUGUGUGCUGAAUUCAGCCUGAAGUACAUCAACCAGGCUAUGGAGCGGCUCAAGGCCAUGACAGAGGUCCCUGACAGGGAACUGACUGUCUUGGAGAAGUUGUUGAUCACAGACCCCGAUCCCAAGACCGCGAUGGUCAUGGCACUGGACAUGAUGGAGGCCGGUAUUGAUACGGUAACGAACUCCAUAAAGAGUCCCUCGAGAGUUGUUAAUGAUUGCGUUAGUUGGUAAAGAGAUUCUGGGACUACAUUUGAAUCCAUAUAACGCUUACACUCUGCUGAAAAUCUAACCGCCUAACUCUUUCAUGGAUCAGAAGAAUCCAUUGCACUUUCGCCCACUCUAUUUAUUUGAGAUCAAUUCUGAUGAUUGUUUUCAAACCAUCUAUGCCUCAGAUUCCUA